Molecule: messenger RNA, 1540 nt
Organism: Lactuca virosa
Lineage: Eukaryota; Viridiplantae; Streptophyta; Magnoliopsida; Asterales; Asteraceae
Source: the annotation of a GenBank genome assembly
UUCGGUAACAAAGGAAACGCAGCUUUUGAAAAGCAAGACCAUCGUGGCUUUUUAAAGGCUUUUUGCUUCUUAAAAUUAAAAUUACCUUUAUACCCCCACCCACCAAUCGGCAUUUAUUCUUCACACCAACCAUACAACUCGUUCUCUCCCUCUGCGCUCUCCCCUGUGCGUCGUUUCUGCAUCGUAAGAGAAUCUCCCGCCGUUGAUAGCCGAUCUCCGAUCAAGACCACCGCUGCCACUGCCGGCGUCUACGACUACAGCCAUUUCCGAUCCGGUUUCAAACACCCAACCCUAAAACGCAUCCUCUGUAAUACGACGCCACCUCUCCAUAGACGCAACUUCUUCCACCCUCUCCAUCAGCGGUCUCCGGCGCUUCUCCUUCCUUUGCCGGAACCGCUGUCCAUCGAAGUCUUCAUUGUGUCUUCGUCGGAGUUUCCUUCUCCAUCACCAUAUUGUGUCACAGAAGAAGCAAAUCUCUUUCCAUCAAACUAAUUCAAAAGUUGCAAAGAUAAAAUUGAUCUCUCAGUAGAUAAGAAAAACAACCAACUCUUCACCUCCUUCUCAAGCAAUGGAAUUCUUGGAAGCAAAGGAGAUCCAAGUCGGAAUUGCUGUUGCCAUUGUUGCUGUUGUUGCAACUGCAGCCUACUUAUAUACCUCAAAGAAAAGCAAAGUAGGGAGCAUAGACCCUGAAAAUUUUAAGGAAUUCAAGCUUGUGAAGCGCACACAGCUUAGCCAUAAUGUUGCAAAGUUCAGAUUUGAGCUUCCUACACCUACUUCGGUCUUGGGCCUUCCUAUUGGACAACACAUAAGUUGCAGGGGUAAAGAUAGUCAAGGGGAAGAGGUUAUCAAACCAUACACCCCAACCACCCUUGACAGUGAUGUGGGAUAUUUUGAGUUAGUUAUUAAGAUGUAUCCACUAGGUCGGAUGUCCCACUACUUUAGAGAGCUGCGUGAAGGUGACUAUAUGGCUGUAAGGGGACCCAAGGGGCGUUUCAAGUAUCAACCGGGUCAGGUGAGAGCUUUUGGAAUGCUUGCUGGAGGCUCUGGAAUCACUCCAAUGUUUCAGGUUGCUAGAGCUAUACUAGAAAACCCAAAGGACAACACCCAGGUGCAUCUCAUAUAUGCUAAUGUCACAUAUGAUGACAUCCUUCUUAAGGAAGAACUGGAGGGACUUGAAGCUAAAUACCCAGGGCGUUUCCAAGUCUACUAUGUGCUAAAUCAGCCACCAGAGGAAUGGACAGGUGGAGUUGGUUUUGUAUCAAAAGAAAUGAUCCAAGCCCACUGCCCCGCACCUGCACCCGAUAUCAAGAUUCUAAGGUGUGGGCCACCACCAAUGAACAAGGCCAUGGCUGCUCAUCUAGACGCAUUGGGAUAUUCAGCAGAGAUGCAAUUCCAGUUCUAGUUCUAGUUCACUAUUCACAUACGCCAUGGAUUCUACAUAUUGUUGCUCUAUUUUUAAGAAUACGAACAUGCUACUACUUAAUCAUGAUGGACUCUAUAAUAUACUCGAAUAAAGUUUUUGCCAUUGAUGUUGACCAUC